AUGGGGAAUUGGAACAUGCUCUCAAACAGGAUAGAUCAGACUCUAUUUUUAGUUUUGGAUAAACUGGUAGACUACCUCUACAACCUUGUAGACUAUGUGUCGUUAAUCAGGUGUGUUUUCUUCAAGAAGCUUCAAUACAAGAAGCAAAAGUACAGUAGCUCCUGGCAGGAAGCACCUGAAGAUGUCAUAGAGAUGAUUCUUAAGCACACGAACCUUAGUGGUCGAGUACGAUUCAGCAGUUUGUGCAAGUUUUGGAGGUGUGUUUCGAUGCGAAGAGACAUUCAUGCUCCACCACAACUCCCAUGGUUAGUUCACCCUCAAGUCCCAGCCUUCCCUAGCUACUUGAGCUUCUCAAGCCUCUCUGAGGGAAAAAUUUUCAAGUUUAGGUUCCCUAGGACAAAUUACGGUACGUUGUUUUGUGGCUCUUCCAAAGGUUGGCUGUUUAUGUCUAAGAUGUACGGAUGGCUGAGUUCUGAACAACUGUUUUUACUGAAUCCAAUUUCAGGAGCACGGCACCAACUACCCUACUUAGUGAAUUGUUCCACUGUUGAGGUACUCGCGUUAUCCAGCAAUGAUAUCUCAGAGUGUAUAGUGGCAAUAGUUCUUAAUGAUGACAAAGAAUUGGGAUUGUGUAGACCUGGAGACAAAAGCUGGAGUGUGUUCCAAGUAUUAGAUGAGACCAACUAUGUGGGUGACAUAACCAGGUUAUUGUUUUCCUCUUCGGGUACGCUAUUUGCCUUGGUUGAGUACUGUAGUGGUGCCAAUGGUGUUGGUGCAGUUCAGACUUUGAAACUUGGGGGAGACAUUGAAGUGAAAUUGCAGUUGGUCUAUUUCGAACAAAAUUGGUGGAUCAAUAAUGGGCUGAUCGAUGUCUUUCCCGGAGUGGCAUGCCAUGCAUAUUUGUUAGAAUCAACCAACAACGAAGUUCUGUUGAUCCAUCAUUUUUAUGAGGAUAUGGGAGGAGAAGGCAAUAAUGAGGAGAAUGAGGAUAAUAAACCAGAUGGCUUUGUUUACUUUAGGACAAAAUGUUUCGGAAUAUAUAAGAUUGAUGCUGACAAUUGCAACUUUCUAAAGGUACAAACUUUGGGGGACCAAAUAUUAUUUGUGGCAAACUAUGGUUCUUCCUUGGCCCUUCCGGCUUCUGAUUUCAAAGAGUUGCAGGGGAAUUGCAUAUAUUUUGCAACAAUAGGAGGCUUUAGUCCACAUCUAGAAUCCUGUAUAUCACGUGAGAUUGGCAUCUUCUACCUAGAUAGUGGAAGAGUCGAGCGACCCUUUCCAAGUAUGAUGAUACCAAGAGACGGCUGUGGACCGAGUUGGUUUACUCCAAGUUUACUGGAUAGAUGA
Molecule: messenger RNA, 1344 nt
Organism: Rosa rugosa (rugosa rose)
Lineage: Eukaryota; Viridiplantae; Streptophyta; Magnoliopsida; Rosales; Rosaceae
Product: probable F-box protein At1g65740
Exons: 1
Coding region: 1-1344 (447 amino acids)
Molecular function (GO): protein binding
Source: RefSeq, a predicted model, not a curated record